AUCCCCCAGUUGCGCUCUGAGCGGCUGGCUGAGCGCACCCUGGUACACAAAGCGCUUCGCAGCGACGCACAUGAAACCGGACUGAUACUGAACCCAGUGGCGGACGGAGCUUAACUUUUUCUUUUUUUCCAUGUACUGUUUGUGUCUUUUCUGUCCCUUUGAUCUACGUCUGUCUUAGUCAGAGGAAAGUGGACAUUUUUACUUUUCUUUUCCUCCAAGAACAAAAGCCUUUAACAGCUUGAUUUGAAAUAAACCAAGGUUUAAAAUGAACAAAGGACUUGAGAACAACUUGACUCAACUGCAUGACAACUGGACGUUUCACAACUCCUCCGUGGAGUAUGUCAUACCCAGGAGCAACAUCACCUAUGUUGGAUUUUACCUGCAUCAGCCAUCCACAGCAGCCAUCUUCAUCGUGUCCUACCUGCUGAUCUUCCUUGUGUGCAUGGUGGGAAAUGGAGUGGUGUGUUUCAUUGUGCUGAGGAGCAAAAACAUGCGGACUGUCACCAACUUGUUCAUCUUAAACCUUGCUGUGAGUGACCUCCUGGUUGGGAUUUUCUGCAUGCCCACAACACUUCUUGACAACAUAAUUACAGGAUGGCCUUUUGGAAGCCUGGUCUGCAAAAUGAGCGGCAUGGUUCAAGGGAUCUCCGUGUCAGCAUCCGUCUUCACUCUGGUUGCUAUAGCUGUUGACAGAUUCAGAUGCAUUGUCUACCCAUUCAAGCAAAAGCUGACCAUAUCCACAGCUUCCUUGAUAAUAGUCAUUAUCUGGGUUCUGGCCAUAUCCAUUAUGUGUCCUUCUGGGGUGAUGCUACAAGUGACCAAAGAGCAAACCAUUCGGGUACUACUGGGCUAUGACAACAAAACUAGCCCGUUUUAUUGGUGCAGAGAGAAUUGGCCAAACCAGGAGAUGAGGAAGAUUUACACCACUGUCCUGUUUGCAAAUAUCUAUCUUGCUCCUCUUUCCCUCAUCGUUAUCAUGUACGGCCGGAUUGGCAUCACGCUUUUCAAAACACCGGUUCCAAUGGGAGGAAAGCCAGGCAACGACAACCGCCACACUGUGUCAAAGAAAAAGCAAAGGGUGAUUAAAAUGCUUCUAAUAGUUGCUUUGCUUUUCAUCCUUUCCUGGCUACCUCUGUGGACCCUUAUGAUGUUGAGCGACUAUGCCAGCCUGACUGAGCAGCAGUACAGAAUCAUCAACAUUUACAUUUACCCCUUUGCCCACUGGCUAGCCUUCUUCAACAGCAGCGUCAACCCCAUUAUCUAUGGUUUCUUCAAUGAGAAUUUCCGUAGAGGAUUUCAAGCUGUGUUCAAGUUCAGCCUGUGCACCGCGGAUGGACAGCGGAGAAAAACCUAUUCACACAGGCUGCAGGGAAACUCUGUGCUCCCAGCUAAUAAUGCACAAACGUGCCUGGAGCCCAUUUCUCUUAACAGCCUAGAUAAGAACCCUUCCAGGCGACUUAACCACGUUGCUGAACAGGACCUGGUCAUGGAGGACACAGAGAAGGCAUCUUGCAGCAGUGGGGGUGUGACUGCAGUGUCUAUUUGAGGAGACACUUUUUUUUAAAGAUUAUUAUUUUGGGCAUUUUAGGCCUUUAUUUAUUUAAGACAGCCGAAUACAUGAAAGGGGAGAGAGAGAGAGGGGUAAUGGCACGAAGUAAAGGGCCGCAGGGCAGAGUUGAACAUGCGACCGCUGCGUCGAGGAGUAAACCUCUAUAUAUGAGCGCCCGCUCUGCCAGGUGACCUACCCAGGCACCCAUGGAUACAUUUUUAUGGUGAGAAGUACAAAUUGCAUCAAGUCUAACAUGAGUAGGUUUUUGAAGUGUAUGUUGAUGUGUAAUUUAUCUGAAGCAAUUUCAAUACUCUAAAAAAAAAAAGUUGGCAAAAGUUAUAAAUUACCAAUUUAAAAAGAGAAUACUCAUUUUGUUCAUUCAUUUCCUUAUCACCUUAAAGCUGUAGUGCGUGACUUUUUGAUAUUAAUGAACAUCCAUUACAUUCAAGCCAUCAACAAAUGAGUUGCUGCAAAGCUAAUUAGGACCAUCAGCUCCACACAACUCUCUCUGUAUACCUCAGUCUGGUUAUGUACAGAAGAUUGUGUCGUUUGGUGACUUUCCCACGCAGAAAGUCAAGUGAAGACAAUGACCUCUUCUGAAGAGUCCAUCGUGUUUUUUCAUGGAAGGCUGUAUCAUGUGGACGCACCAACAGUUUUCUUGUCAUUACAUAGAAUUCAUCAUGGGGGCGACAGAAACUAUGCACUAUAGCUUUAAGCCACACAAUGUAUGUGACACAUAUUGUGUCAUUUUAAAAAUGGAAGAACGUUGUUAUCAACAAAAGGGAAAACAAUCUCAUUGAAGGUGCAUUACUAAUCAAUUAAGAUAUUGCAUUGAUACCAGGCUACUGUCAUGCUCCAUGACACUCCUUAUAAAACUAUGUAUACAUGUAUAAAGAUUCAUCAAACAUAAAUGUACUGUGAUGUUUGCAGAGCAGAUUUCAAAAGUAAAGUCACCAAGACAAAAAUAAUUUUCAACUUGAAUAUUGAAUCAGAUAAGCAGCUACCUCUGAAGCCAUAACCAGCCUUUUAAACUUAAUAAUUAGAGUGAACCCUUGGCAAAAAAAACACAGUUGCCUGCGUCGAAAAGUUGAGACAGACUAAACUUUUGAAAAAUAUAUAAAUAAAUAAUUAAUCACGCUGCGGUGUCCAAUCAUGUAACUAGAGAUCAGAUUUAUCAGUUGAUUUUAGGCGGUGUGAGAGACCCCUACAGUAAAUGGUAUACAUCACUGCCUCCAUUGCUGCCACAAGAAAGCAUUGAGGGUGAAAAAAAAACACAAGCACUGAACUGGAGUUUGUGUAAGGUAAAGAUACUUUAUGUCACAUACACAUACAUGUCGUGAAAUUCAUUCUCUUCGUUUACCCAUCCCUCAAUUGAGCAUUGAGCAGCCAUUUACAGUGGAGAACCUAAUACAUGUUUUUUGAUGGUAGUGAAAACCGGAGCACCCAGAGGAAACCCACGUAAAGAUGAGGAGAACAUAGAAACUCCACACAGAACGGCCCGGCUGUGAGGCCGCAGGGUUAACCAUUGGGCCACCAUGCUGCCUGUUUCCUUGCAACAAGAAAGCACAUCCUCUCUUUUCUCUUUCUUUCUCAGAGAAAUAAAGCUGCCUUCAAGUGCGGUCAGAAACAUCAAGAUCUAUAAACAACCUGAUGGAAAACUGUAAUUGUGAAAUGUAAAGUCUACUUAUGUAUGUGACAGUCCCACAUUGCUCCACCACCCUGUGGAGAAUCGCCAGAUCCCCUUUAGCUGACGUGACGCAGCCUUAGUCUUUAAUGGGUCGGAGGCUUGCAAGGUAAAUGAUUAUACACUUAUUUAGGUCACUUAUAUUGCAAUUUCAUAUAAUUACUAUUGAAUAGUUGAAAUUAACUUGACUUUUUUAUCAAUUCUUUACAAAGUAAACUUGUGAGGAAAAUAUGUAGAAAUGUACCAGUCUAUGAAGACAGUUUGGCCGGAGGAGCCCAAGUUACUUAAUGGGUUUUAUCUUGUCAGUCUUUCUAAAAAGUUCAAAUGUGUCCCUCUGGUUCCUUGUCGUAUUAUGAGACAAAGUGGCAUCUGGCUUGUGAAUGCUUUUGCCAUUUUAACAAAUAUUAUUGGGUAGCAUUCACAAACCACCGCAUAUGAGACAUGGGAAGCAUGAGACUGAUUAUACUGAUGGUAUAAUUACUAAAAUGUUGGAGACCAUAGGCGGCCUCUCAUGCCAGGAGCCCUGUUAAAGGCUGGUGUUUCUCAAAAUGCAAUUUGUCUAAAGUUUUUUCUUUUAAUUAACUGAACGUCAAAUUCAGUUCAUGAUUACUACGGCCGAACAAACAGAAAAAAGCAAUGACUACAGACAAGUGAAAGUGAGAUCCAAAAACAUAACUGCAUUAUCAUUCUAAAUCAGGCUUUUAAAACGUUUUGUGCAAAGGAGAAAAGAAACCUAUGAUUUUGAAUGUGAGCCAUCCACUUACAAAUAUCCUAACUGUUUUCCAGGCAUUUAUUCUAAAAUCUGCUCUGUAAACAUGUACAUAAAAAUGGUGUAAUUAUGCUUAAUUUAAAAUUAAUUAAAUAAUGAAUAUCUCAUGAGGCUGUUAUGAAUGUGCCAUGUAAAUCUCAGAUAGUGUUCUGCUGUUAUUUUAUUUUUUAUCUCUCUAUGAUCAGUCUUGUGCAGUUAACUCUUAAGUAAAUGGGAAAAACAACAGAGGGUCUGCAUUGGCCCCAAAACAUGUAUUGUCUGCUCUAAGUAUAUGUUACUGAGUCUAAAGCUUAGAUAAAACGUGAUACUGUGAAUCUGUCUGUGUGAACUGUCUAUUUGGUUCAGAAGGGAUUUUAAUUACUUUAAAUCUCUACUGUUGGUGGUGUCUAUUACUGUACAUCUUUACCAGGAGCCAAUUUUGAAAAUGUGUAUAGCAAAACUGUCAAAGAAAAAAAAUCAUUUGUGAAUGAAGGUUACAAGCUAGAAGUGACAUAGUAGACUCUAGUGGCCAUACUGGAGGGCCUUAGCUCUUCAAUCUGUUCAAUGGAUUUGUACUAUUGUUCCUGUCCUGUUUAUUUGAACCUUUACACCCAGGUUCUGCUAAAUCUUUUUUGGGGAAAACUCUCUGCAACAUGUUGUUGCUCUUACAUGCUGGAAACAUGAACACCUACCACUACCAUGAGCAGAGUAAAGAUGCACUUAACAUACACCUAAACUUAAUCAGUGUUAUUUCAAGAAAGCAAAACGUAAAUUGUUCCAAGUGAGGCUGUGUUUAGACAUACAGCCACAAAGAGCCAAUGUCGUUUUUAGUUUAGUAGUAAAGUAAGGAGAGAAUAGCGCCAAGAACAUCUGGAGUGUAGAGAGUAAGUACUGAGCAAAAUCUCAGACAAAAAGAAAUGAUUGUGGUGGAGACUGGGCAGUUUGAAAUACGUUUUGUAUGCGUCUUCUAAUUAAUGAUCAGUUUUUCCUUAUCGGCAAAUUAUGACACUCCAGCUGAGUCAUGAAUCAGUGUCAAAUCAGAUAGAAAAUCUCCAAUGCAUGUUGACAGUAGCAGUGUGAUAAUGAUGCACAUUUUUAUUUAUUGGGUUAGGGUAUUGGGUUUUAACUAUUCUAAAAGUCUAGAAAUUAGAUAUCAUGUCAUUAAUCUGUAAUUUUUGUAAAAUACAGAUUUUAUGUGAAGCUCAGCAGCUUGGUAAUGACUGCUGGAGGGGGCAGCUCUGGCACAGUAGCCACACCAGCCCCCAUUACCAUGCUCAUGCACCCCCACCCAUGGACACCUGCAUUCACUUAUUACAUUUGUGUACGGAUGGUGAAAUUAUACAAGCAUUACCUCCUGUUACAUAUUUUUUAAACAUUUAAUGUCAGUAACUGGCAAACACUGCUUACUACUUUCUAAAGACAAGUUUAUAACAAAUUGACAAAUACUGCCUAUUUAUGCCAUUUGUAUGCUGUUACUGUCAUCCUCUACAGUGUGUUGUAUCUUUGUUGUCACUGUCAGUCUGUUUGUUUAUCCGUGUUUCUCUCUGUUGACACUGUACAUAUUGUCUGUCUGGUCCUCUAUCUUUUCAUCAGUUUUUAACUAACUGACUUUGCAAUUAACAUUUUUAAUUGGUAAUGACACUGUCUCAAUUUAAUACUGAUGCUGUCGAACGGCCUUACGGACAGACAGCAGAAAGAGCUCCGGCGAAGCUCUACGCCUGACAGCAGCCGCUCCUCCAAAGUAGCCUCAGAUUGGGUUGGUCGGCCCAUUUCGGAACCAGGCCGACCGUUUCCGACUGGUAAAAUGCUUAAUGCUUAUUAUUAUUAAUAUAAUUAUUAUUAUAACCAUAGUAAAAUUGUGCAAGUGAUAAAAACCCUAUGCGCUGUCGGCUUGUAAAGACAAUUUAUUUGUAUAGUCAAAAAAUAAUCUUCAAACACAUUUAAAAAAAAUGGUCCGGUCCUUCUGGCAUUUGCCAAACUUGCCAGAUGGCCAAUCUGCCCCUGCCUAUUGGUCAACAUAGUAUUUAUCAGCCCUCAUCAAAUUUCAUACUCAUUCCAUUAUCUGACAACUGACACUAAUAAAGAUUUAAAUGAUAUAACUGUAUUGUGAAUCUGGCAGGAGGGGACUGAACUUUUGUCAAUCUGUCUCUCUAACUACAAACAUGAAAAACAAAAUUGUAAUGUGUACUAUGUGUGAAGACAAAGUCAGAAUCUAAUGAAAUAAAAGUUUAAUUUCUAGUGAUUUGCCAGUAAAUACAGGCAGAUACAACACAGAAUACAAAUACAGAUGGGAUCACUGCCACUGCUGCCGCUGUAGAAAAAAAAAGAUGGCUCAGCCAGCACUAAAAGAAUUUGACAACAUUGAUCUCAAAACAUCGUCCACAAAAGUCAUCAAAAAUUGUCCACUAAAAUCAUCAAAUCUACAAGCAGUAUGUCAAAAGCAACUGGACUUCUUGCCACUUAUCCUAAAUAGUUGCAGGCCUCAAGCAUUUAACCUAUGUGACAGUUGGGUGUCACACAAGACUUGCUGAGGUCAAAUACUAUCAUAUGAGACUCGUUACAAGUCACAAGAGUUAGGAUCUGAAUUGUUAGACAUUACUCUCAAUGCUUAUUAAAAAUAGUAAACUUACAAACACAUCAUAAACAUAAUCAAAUGAUAAGCCCUUUCUUCAGUGGACCUCCAAGAUGGUGGCAGAAAUGGUUGCUAAGCGUUUUCUAACACCCAUUAAGUCUCUAACUGUACUCACACCCUUGUUCUUUGGGAUCAUAACUCAUUUUGUCGUGAGAUGUGUCAUGUCAGUUUGUUUUGCUUAUAGCCUCACAGCUUAAUUUAAAAAAUGUUGGAUAUCAAAGCCAAAACAAUAGCUGAGUUUUGGUACUGAUUCAUGUUUAUUCUUUUUUGCCACAUAUGCCAAAACUGCUUAUGAACUUUGCCUACAUAGAAAUGUAUUCUGAGGUUUUCUGAUUUAGAACAG
This is a messenger RNA of Etheostoma spectabile (orangethroat darter), 6956 nucleotides long. RefSeq names its product neuropeptide FF receptor 2a (gene npffr2a). The coding region runs from base 266 to 1546 and encodes 426 amino acids. Gene Ontology annotation, cellular component: plasma membrane. The record is from RefSeq and is a predicted model, not a curated record. The transcript is spliced from 4 exons. NCBI's taxonomy places the organism in Eukaryota, Metazoa, Chordata, Actinopteri, Perciformes, Percidae. Gene Ontology annotation, biological process: G protein-coupled receptor signaling pathway; regulation of adenylate cyclase activity; regulation of MAPK cascade. Gene Ontology annotation, molecular function: neuropeptide receptor activity; opioid receptor binding; peptide binding.